Molecule: messenger RNA, 5343 nt
Organism: Brenthis ino (lesser marbled fritillary)
Lineage: Eukaryota; Metazoa; Arthropoda; Insecta; Lepidoptera; Nymphalidae
Source: the annotation of a GenBank genome assembly
AUGGAGAUUACAUUCUACACCAAUCAGAGAAGCUCUGCAGUGGAGCAUGAAAGUUUAAAUAACUUGUGUGUUAUUGAGCGGAAUGUGACAUUGUAUGAUAGUAUGGCAGCGGACAGCGAUGGGCUAGGCACGGCGGGCGGCGGCUCGUGCGGCGUGGUGGUGACGUGCGAGGGCGAUUUGCGCGAUCCGCGGUUCCCCGCGCGUCUGCGCCGCCUGCUGCGUGAGCUGCGCGCCUUACUCGCCGAGCCGCAUCCGCACACGCUCAAAGUUAACAAGGUGGAGCCCUGGAACUCGGUGCGCGUAACGCUAUCGGUGCCUCGAGCGGCGGCGGCGCGGCUUCGAGCGCUAGCCGCCGCCGGAGCUCCCCAACUGAGGGCUUUGGGCAUCCUUUCGGUCCAGCUGGACGGGGACGCGGCCGUCUCCCUCCGACUGCAGCAUGGGGCCGAACUGAGGAUCAAUACUGAUGGUGAUGAAGCCAGCACAUCAAGGUCGCAAUCGAGCGAAUUACUGGCGGGCCUCGGUGGUAUAGGUCGACUGAUAUCCGACGAGGGUGCCUCAACCAGUUCUGAACCAGCGCAGAACUUCAAGUCUCCCAACACCGUAUGCCCAAUGGAUGGCAAGAUACCCCAAAACAUUCCCACACCGACCACCGAUAGAUGCGAGUUCCCGUUCGGCAGUAUGACCCAAGCGAGAGUUAUACACAGGAAGGAGAAUACUUUAGGUAUAGGCGGAUGCGCAAACACACUCAGACCGAGUAACUCGGAACAAUUCGCGCGACCGUCCACCUCGUUCACGGGACCGCCUCCUCCCUACCCGGCUUCCUCGACCCCCACACCCCCACCUCCCUCCCCCGCCCCCACAGUGGCCAUGUCAUCCCCCCUGCUAGUGAACCUGCUGCAAAAUGAUGCACCAGCACCCCAACCCAGGCCCAAACCAGCUAACCCGGCUAAGUUGGAUAGGCUCGAGGAUUCGCAGGUGGAGUUAGCGGUGGGACGCGCAUUCGAAUACCGCGGUGGUCGGGCGACCACGCCUCGUCCGGCCGUGCCCAGCCCGGCCCCCACUCCCCGACCUCCCCCACGGCCCGCGCCGUUCAUACGCCGUGCUUUUCCCCCUCGACCCGCACCAACUCAGUACCGUGCACCCGCCCCUAACGCAACAGUGGUAGCACGAGCAAGGUUCCCCGCCCCCUCGUACAGUACAGAGACCUUCCCCGCACCCCCGCCUCCCCCCUAUAGGCAAGCCGCCCCUAGACCGAGAACCCUACCACAGAGAGUCACCCCGGAGGAUCUCCAAGCACUACUACCACCUCCUACCACUUCGAUGGACCAAAAGACGCAGUCGAGUUUCCAGGAAUUCCAGAGGUAUCAACAACAGUACAAUGCGAGGCAGAGAGCGGCAUCACGCGCGGCGUCGCAGCCUGACUGGAAUGAGCCCUAUCGGGACACUCUGGGCCUGUCCAUACCCGAUCUGUCCGAUAACUGCGAUCUCGACCAGUUAUUGCCGACCCUAGGAGCGGACCUAAACCUCGACGACUCAACUCUAUCGGCCAUAUCGGAUCUAGACACGAACUCCAAGUUAGACCUUCUGUACGACUCUCAGCAAGAAUCCCUACCCAACUCGACGGAAUCGACUCCGGACUCCCUCCUCCAAGAAAUCACCGGCGGUCAGUACCCCAGUGCGACCCUAAAUGGGCCGUACAACUCUGAAAUGACUCCAACGACGAGUCAAACGAACGUGAAUAGUGAUGUGCCUUCAAAACCCGCGGAAUCGUUCGACGCGAAUUCAGAGACGGCUUUCAUGCCGCCGCCCCCCGUGCCUCCGCAGUCGACGUCUAAGUUCCAUGUGAACUCCCCAAACCAUACAAUAGUUAAUACGCAACAUCCUCCCUUCAAAUCGCCCCCAAACGCCACGUAUACGUCGCCUAGUAUAAAUUCGGAUAGAUCGAUGGAUAGGAGCACAAACCAGUCGUCGUCCAUGCCGCCUCCCAUGCGACUGCCGAUAAGGCCGAGUGCGUCGGUGUCGACGGCCACGGUCGGCUCUCAAGCCACGGCGCAAGAGAUUGAGGAGCAAAGCAAGCAGUACCUGAUCAAAACCCUCAUGAGGGAUGACGACACUCCACCACCCAAGGAAGAGAAGAAAAUCGAAGAAGUAACUGUAGCGCAAUGUAAACUCAAAGAAAACUCCUCAGACACUACACCAGAAAUAUUCGGUAUCGCAAAAACUAUAGAGGAUGAUAGCAAAAAGGAGGAAGAACUAAAGAAAAAUAAGUUGGUUAAGAAGGACAAAGAUGAUAAACUGCUGGCGCAGAAAGGGGGCAAGCCCAGGACAGGUGGAGCGAAAGAGAAACCUGCCACUUUGAAAGACAAGAUAGUGAGGGAUGGAAAGUCUACCAAAGUUGCCUUACCGCGACAGCACGUCGCGAAACCUGCCACUCCCACGAGCGAAGCGCCGAAAUCGCCUUCGGGGGAAAAGGAAUCGUUGAAGUUGAGGCUAAAACUGGGCAAGAACGAGCCCGUCGUUCAGCCCGUGCAUAAAGCUGAUGUGAGCUUCAUCAAUCAACAAGCGAAAGGAGAGAAACCUAUAGAGGGUGAACUCCGAGUACCGCCCCUACAUAUCAGCCUCAGAGGUCGAAAUUCAGCAGUUAUAAAGAACUCUAAGAAGGAAAAGAAAAAGAUGAUCCCCGGUGAUCUUCACUUAAAGAAAAUCAAAAUAAGAAAAUCACUGGAUUCAGAAGAUAAGUCUCACAGAAAGGACUCGGAGGAAUCCCUCGCGUCGAAGUCGGGAGACAGUACUGAAAACUCAAAGACUGAUGGAGUUUUACAAGUUAAAAACAUAAAGCUAAACAAUCACUUUGUCGAAGGUGAGAGUAUCAAAACUGAGAUCACCGGCGACAACAACGUCGUGUACAGAAUGAAGACGUUGUCCAAAAAUGCCCAUAUAGUGACGAAAUCGCACGACUUAAAAGUCACUAACAAAGUCCAUAACAGUUUAAAAGUUAAGACGAAAUUAAAAGUUUUAAGCGGUAGCGGUAAAACGACGGAGAGAUGUAAAGAUUGGAGAGACGCAUUGCUGGCACAGGACGGCAAAUACGCGCAGAACGAGGGCUACAGAGAGACGUCGAACAACCACGAAGCUAAAAAGAAGUUACCUACUAAAGUGGAGAAAGACGGUGCAAAAUGUGAUAUAAAGUCCAGUGAAAUGAAGAUGGACGCGAAAUUUGGUGAAGUGAAAUCUGGUGCUAGUGAUUUGGACGGCAGGUUGUUAAAGUGUCAUAAAAGUCUUGAAAGAACGCUAAGUGUCGAUGAGGAGAGUAAGUUCGACCGCGACGAGAACAAACUGAAAAGGACACAUACUGACUGCGCUAUAACGUCGCCCAACGGGCUCAUCUCCUCUGAGAAAAAGAGGAAAACCAGUCAUAGUUCCUGUACAGAUCCCCCUGGUUCGACAAACAUAGGCACAAUAGGCGGUCGCGUGGACUCGCCGCCCGCCGCUAGUCAGCGCUCCGGCGCAGUGUCCCCGCGCCGGAAGGACAGGCCCAAAGACAAGACCUAUUGCAAACUCGUCGCGGAGAGGACCAGGCCCGACGACAAGUUCGGCAACCGGUCCCCCAACUCCCAGGCACAAGGCGAGGACUCCGGGAUAGAAUCCAUGGAUGCCCUAUCCGAAAAAUCCCCAAACCAAGCCAGUCAAUCCCCACCUGGCCCGCAGAGGAAAGAGAGAUUAGAUAUGCCCAGAUCGACGAGUCCCACUUCCGUGCAAAGGAUAAUAGGUGUAAUAGAUGCUCCGCCCGCCUCAGACGAGUUGUUAGAAAGGUUGUCGUUAGCGACGGCGCAACCGCGAUACGACCCUGUCCCACCUGAUAUCGACGAUAUGGGCGAUAUAGAGGCAGAACUGGCCAAAAUGCACGCGGACCACAUAAAUGGCGACGACGCGCCAAGAAGACCGCCAGAAGAGAACCAAACCAAAGAAGUGAAAAGAGAACCCACACCUAUACUCAGAGAUGAGGAUAAGUCCAGUCAAAGCAUAGAUAAUAGAGGGGAAAGUAAAGAAGAGUCUAAAAUGUCAAAUGAGUCGAAAACGACAGAUGUUGACGCUAACCUCGAACCUAGUAAUGCUCAAAAGGAGGAAGUUUGUAAAGAAGAAAAUGUAUCACCCAAGAAAGAAAAAGGUGUGGACGAUUUUGACCAUCUCCCGAGCAGAAUGUCGCCACCUUUAUAUACGUAUUCGAAUCAGGAGAAAGUAAGUACGAGCGAUUCUCUGGAGACAAAAGAUGAGAAACCUUGCCUCCCGUCAGAUAAUGGCGAAACGAAAGAUGGAGACGCAGAAGUGAAAGAGAAACAGGAACCGAAAAUAGAAAGGUUACCUCUCAAAGCUGACUUUCCAGAUAAGAGCUUACUAGAGCAAUUACUAAUUGAAAUUCCUACACCAGACUACGUUGGCAAGAGGCCGGAGUCUCCCUCGCCUUCAACGCUGGAGAGGGUGGCGCGGAGUAGUGUACGAACAAGGUCGAGUAGUAAAAUGAACAGUCCAGCGGACGGACCUAAAACACCGCGACUUAGCCCAGGAAUAAAUAAACUCGAGCGAUCAGACUCGCCGGCCAUGCAGCCUAGAAACUGUCUUCUGAGCGGGUCUGAUAAAACAAGUCCGAGAACAACUAAUGCGGUGUCAGCGCCUGCCAAACCUGCGCCCGGAGCGAAACGGAAGCGGAGAGAGUCGGAGAGUUCGUGUGCGUCCACCAUUAGUUGUGAGGAAGGCAUAUCGCCAGGUCGGUUGAAGAAGAAACCGCGUAGGAUAGACCAAAAACCGAUUAAUCCAGCGGCCAUUGGUGGUAAAGUAAAAAAAGAGUCGGACAGUGAUAGUGACGAGCCGUUGAUAUGUAAAGUGCGGGGGAAGGGGGUGAAAGCAAUGAAGCCAGGGGUGAAGUUGCCGAAAGGAGCCGAGGGUGUGGGCACCAGGAGGUCGGUCAGGCACGGGCCUGCGCCUGCGCCGGCCGCACCUGCUCCACCUAACAGCACACCUGUCAGGCGGAAAACGAGAAGUGCCGUAGGCGAAGGCACGCCUAGCGCCGGCGCGGUGCGGAGACGGCGCGCGUCCCGCGACGGCAAUGUUAAAAUGGCAGAUAAGGCAGUAGCUCCCAUUGCCAAGCCCCAGAUGCGCGGGCUCCUCUACAAUCUUAUUAAGCGCAACUUGAUUAUUUCUUUUGUACUUGCUGGCGCUUCUGGCUUCGCUUACAAGGUUCUCGUAGGAGAUGUGCGCAAGAAGAAGUAUGCUGAAUUCUACAGGACAUAUGAUGCUGAGAAGGAAUUUGAAGAAAUGCGCAAGAAGGGUCUUUUCCAAUCCUGC